Messenger RNA from Gymnodraco acuticeps, 3139 nucleotides. Its product is annotated as sodium- and chloride-dependent betaine transporter-like. Gene Ontology annotation, biological process: sodium ion transmembrane transport. NCBI's taxonomy places the organism in Eukaryota, Metazoa, Chordata, Actinopteri, Perciformes, Bathydraconidae. Gene Ontology annotation, cellular component: membrane. The record is from RefSeq and is a predicted model, not a curated record. The transcript has 15 exons. The coding region runs from base 297 to 2054 and encodes 585 amino acids.
CACACGCCAGAUGCGUGAGAGUUGGCAACCCUGCCUUCAAUCCUAGCAGGCUCCCGUAGCUCAGUAUAAAUGGCAGCCAGGUCACUUCCGUUUCCUUUGCUGGUCGUUUGUGAUGCUGGUUGCUACGUUGAUGCUACAUGCUACACACAGGGAUUCCUCCACGAUUCCUAAACAUAUUAACGUUUGGUUAACAAUUGCUGCAAUCAGCGGCCUCAGGCAACAGUCAUAACAAUCGGUAUGCUGUGUGCAGGGCUGUGUGCUGCAGGACUGAGCAGAGGACUGAAAGAGGAACACAAAUGGAGAACAAAGUGGAAAAGAGGGAACAGUGGACGAGGAAAAGGGAAUAUAUUCUGGCAGCAGCAGGCAAUGUGGUGGGCCUGGGCAAUGUGUGGAGAUUCCCCUACCUAUGCUAUAAGAACGGAGGAGGUGCCUUUCUGGUGCCGUAUUGUUUAUUUGCCCUGCUGUGUGGCGUGCCGCUUUACCUGAUGGAGACCGCGAUUGGUCAGUACACACAAGAGGGCGCCAUGACCUGCUGGAGCAAGCUCUGCCCCCUGGCACAGGGUGCUGGCUAUUCUUAUAUAGUGAUCCAACUUUAUUCCCGAGUCUACACCAUUAUCCUGGCUUGGGCCCUCCUCUACCUCAUCUAUUGCUUCAGAGACCCUCUGCCCUGGGCCACCUGCAACAAUCCCUGGAACACAGACAGAUGUGUGGACCUGUCCUCCUUAAACUCUACUCAAACACACAGAGGCAACCAGUCAGUAAACUGGACAUCUGGAAAUCUCACCAAGUCUUCAGUCUCUGAGUUCUGGGAGAGAGGCGUGUUGUCUAUGUCUGGGGGGAUAGAGGAGUUGGGUGGAGUGCAGUGGGAGGUGCUGCUGUGUCUCCUGGCUGUCUGGGUUGUUUGCUACUUCUGCAUUUGGAAAGGGGUCCGUUCCACAGGGAAGGUGGUGUAUUUCACGGCUGUGUUCCCCUAUGUGAUGCUGGCCAUCUUGCUGGUCAGGGGGUUGACGUUCCCGGGGGCCUGGCAGGGUGUGGUCUACUACCUGUAUCCAGAUCCUUCUCGCCUGGUGGACCUUCAGGUGUGGAUGGAGGCUUGUGCCCAGGUCCUCUUCUCCUAUGGCGUCGCAACAGGAACCCAUAUCACAAUGAGCAGCUACAACAAAGUCACAAACAACUGUUAUAGGGACAGUGUGUGGUUAUGUGUGCUCAAUUGUUGCACCAGCUUAGUUUCCGGGUUUGUAGUCUUCUCAUGUCUCGGAUUCAUGGCCGAAAAACAGGGCAUUCCCAUCGAAAAGGUCGUCACAUCAGGCUCGGGGCUAGCAUUCAUCGCUUUUCCUCAGGCUGUUGCCAUGAUGCCCCUGCCUCAGCUGUGGGCCGCCUGCUUCUUCAUUAUGCUCAUUCUGUUGGGACUGGACAGUGUGUUUGCAGGUUUGGAAACGUUAACAUCAUCAAUGAUUGACAUGUUCCCUGGACAGAUGCGCAGACCUUGGCGCAGAGAAAUUCUCCUCGUAGUCUUCAGCUCUUUCAUCUUCCUGUUACAGAUCACUCUCACCACACAGGGAGGAGUAUACCAGUUCGAGCUGAUUGAUUACUAUGGUGCCAAUGGGAUAUGUCUGCUAUUUGUGUCUUUGGUCCAGUGUGUGGCUGUUGGCUGGGCCUUCGGGGCUGAGAGGAUAUGUGAUGCACUUGAAGACAUGACGGGACAGAGGCCGGGGGUUUUCUACACUGUGUGCUGGCGUUACGUCACCCCUCUGAUCUGCACUGUUUUCUUCAUUGGCUUCUUUCUGAAUUUCCAGCCUCUGAAAACAAGCGACGGCUCUGUGUACCCAAACUGGGCCAACAACCUGGGCUGGGCCAUAGCCUUCUCCUCUUUGGUCACAAUACCCAUCUGUGCUGUCAGCAAGUUCUACUUCACAGAGGGCUCUUUCAGACAACGUCUGUUGGUGCUGUGGCAUCCUGUUAGUGAUCCUGUUGGUCCCAAAACAAAAGAAGAACGUUCCCUGAAUGAGACAGAAAUGAAGUCGUUGUCCGCCCCUUUCCCUGACAUGUUAUGAGUCAGGAGCCGGGGCGGACUGGGACAUCGUCUGACUGGCACACUUCAGUACCGGCCCAUUGGCCAGUCCGCCCCUGAUAGUAUGUAUCGAUGAUGCAUGUCUGUUAAAGUGGACAACAUUUGAGUUUCUUAAGUCACCAUGUGGAGUUUACAUUCACUCUUUCAUAGCAAAAUACAUAGUUUGUAUUUUGAUGCCUAUUAAACGUGUCCAUUUACUAACCUCAUAAGAUGUUGGUAGAAGUUGAAAGAAACAUUUAUUAAAUUCAUAGUUGGGUGCUGACAUUCUUCCUCAUGCCUUUAAUUGGCAUGUGACUUAAAUUAUCCUGCUACCAGUUGUGUGAAGCAGUGUAAAACCAGCAGAAGGAAUUUUUAUCUUGCUUACUAACAACACGUUUGGGCCUUUUCUAGGCAUUUUAUGACUAUUGGAGUAUGAUUGGUUGGUAGUAGUUGGGUUCUGGCAAGCUGGGUUUCUUAAGUGCUGGAGUGAAGGAUGGGAGAGAGAACCGUAGCACAACCCUUGAGAACCCUAUCCUUGAUGCCAAUGAGGAAAACUCUAUCCACAUUGUCUCAUGGGGUCUCCCUUCAAGGAUUGAUUUCAACAUCGGCACACUACUUAUUGACUUUAUGUAGUUCAAACGCUUAUGUCUUAGUUCUUCUGGUUUAGCACUAGCAACAUUAAAACAAUAUAUUUGAUUAGAGAUCAUUUACAGCUACUCUGCGAUGAUUGCAUGGUUUUUCAGUUCGACAUCCAUCCUCUGUUAGUGACUGGUGGAUGAUGCAUGACAAUGGCCCAAAAUCUGUUUAGAGUCUUGUGUUAUAGACGGCACCUGCUAUGAGGAACUAUGAAAAGUACCGAAAUAUAUCAGCAGCGAACAUUUUCUAUUUAGUUUGUGAACAUAAUCUAUCUACCUGCUUAUCUUUCUUACAGUGCAGACGCUUUUCUGCUUGCUCUUGCCUCUGCUUACUUUUUAUGCUGAUUUUCCUAUUCUUAUUCUCUGAAAACUUCGAGCAGCGACUCCUGGACAUUAACUUAUCACUGGGACAGUUCAUCUUCGUAAAUAGACGGAGGGUCUCAGCCAUAUUUCA